AAUCGAAGGAUUAACUGGCGAUAUAAAUAUUUAUAAGCGCCGUGGUGAAAAUGAACCCGAAAGUGGAUUCUACCAAGCUCAUCCUAAAAAGAUAUAUUUCGUUUUCGAUUUAAGUGCCAGUAUGUAUCGAUUCAAUUCUCACGAUCGUCGAUUGGACCGUUCCAUGGAGGUUGCUCUUAUGAUUAUGGAGUCAUUUAAAUCUUUUGAACAUAAAUUCCAAUACCAAAUUUUUGGACAUAGCGGAGAUUCACCUAAUGUUGAAUUCGUAAAAAAAGGGAAAUAUCCGCAUACCGAAAAGGAGACAUUUAAAGUGAUGAAUAGAAUGCAUACACAUUCGCAGUUUUGUCUUAGUGGAG
Messenger RNA from Ambispora leptoticha, 356 nucleotides. NCBI's taxonomy places the organism in Eukaryota, Fungi, Glomeromycota, Glomeromycetes, Archaeosporales, Ambisporaceae. The record is from the annotation of a GenBank genome assembly.